This is a messenger RNA of Bacillus rossius redtenbacheri, 3210 nucleotides long. RefSeq names its product nibrin. The transcript has 10 exons. The record is from RefSeq and is a predicted model, not a curated record. Bases 184 to 2628 code for a protein of 814 amino acids. Gene Ontology annotation, molecular function: protein binding; damaged DNA binding. NCBI's taxonomy places the organism in Eukaryota, Metazoa, Arthropoda, Insecta, Phasmatodea, Bacillidae. Gene Ontology annotation, cellular component: Mre11 complex. Gene Ontology annotation, biological process: double-strand break repair via homologous recombination; mitotic G2 DNA damage checkpoint signaling.
ACUCUAUGGUGUGGAGAUUUUGCGGGAAAGAGGUUAUCAGUUUAGUGUUUGGUUUAGUGACAAGUGAUAGUGAAUGUGGAUGUGAAUACAUGGAACGACUUACAACAUCGUGUUGACGUGGCACGAAUUUCCUUUUGUUCAUUGCAAAAACACUACAAAAAUUGAAUUAUUUGAAUUAGUAAUAUGUGGAUCUUAAGGGGUCCUCAAGGAGAAGAGCAUUACCUCACCACGAAUAAGGUGUACACGGUCAGCCGCAAGUCUCUUGGGGACAUUGUGCUGGCCAAUGACGAGUCCGUGAGCCGAGUUCACGCCAGGCUUGAAGUUGUAUUCGACAAGGAACAUGUAAGUGACCCUGCGCGUCUCCCAGAGGUUUUCCUCAUUGAGUGCAAGUCCAAGUACGGGACGUACGUAAACAAAGGCAUCAGCACCGGAAGUCGGCUCCCAGAAGAGGCCAGGCUGCAGCUGAAAAACGGCGACAGGGUUAGGUUUGGCAUCCAACACAACGAAUGGAAGCUCCACCACGAGCCCCUCGUCGUCACGACGUCGACCUUGAACGCGGGUCAGACGGCGAGCCUGGUGGCGAAGGUCGCGGAGCUCGGGGGCCACGUGGUGCCCGACUGGCGCGACGACUGCACGCACGUCACCAUGAACAGGAUCACGCUCACCGUGAAGGUGGUGUGUGCCCUGGCGCGGGGCGGGCGGAUAGUCAAGCCGGACUACUGGGAGCACUACCUGUCCGCCGUCGCCGCCCGGACGGCGCUGCCCGACUACAGGCUACACGCCCCCCUGCUGGCGGAGCGCUCGCUCAGCGACCGGGACGUGUCCUUCGCCGUCGACGAGCGCAGGGCGUCGCUCCUCCGGGGCAAGCUGUUCGUGUUCCACUCCGUCGAGCAGCUCAACGCGUUCUCCUGCAUGGUGUUCGCAGCAGGUGGCCUGUGCGUGAUUGCGGAUGGCUGUGGAAUGAGCCGUGAUGAGAUGUUGGAGCCCCACGUCGUUGUAAUGGGAUAUCCGUUUGAACGGAGCAGCCAGGAAACUCAGUACACAGACUCCUUCAAGCAGUUGAAGGGUUUCCUGCUGUCGAACGGCAAGCGCCUGAUCUCGGAGUCCGAGAUCGGUCUCGCAGUCUUGCACUGCUCUGUGGAGCGAUACUGCAACCCCCAGUCGACGGAGAACUUCAACUCUGCGAGCCGCAGCCAAGCGGUGCAAAGCAGGACAGCCAGUGCAAGGGUGGCGACGCAGGAACCCACCCAGCCUCUGGAAGAGCUUCAAGGCACCGAGUCAUCUCAGGGCUCGUUCCUGAGCCUGAGGACGAAAAGACAACGCAGGGUGGCCGCUAUCAUUGUGGAGUCGGACAGUGAGCCAGAGGUCGUUCCCACGACGAGGAGUGAACAACCGAUGGAAGAGAUGCCUUACCCAAAAACAACUAAACCUGAAGAAACAGGUUCAAGGAAACGAUUAAGAAAUGAAGUUUUCAUUGAAAACCCUCCUAAAAAACUUGCCUUUGAAACUACAAACCAAAUACGUAAUGUUCAAAAUCAUCGUGAUCUUUUAUGUGAAGCGAAUAAUAGGGUAGUCAGCAAUACUUCUGAAGUCAGCGUUGAAACCCCUACUAAAAAACUUGCCGGUGAAACCCCUACUAAAAAACUUGCCGGUGAAACCCCUACUAAAAAACUUGCCAUUGAAACUACAAACCAAACGUUUAAUGUUCAAUAUCAUCGUGAUAAUGUCGAGAAUAAUAGGGUACUCGAGAAUUCUUCGGAAUCUGACAUUUUCAGAAUGGCAAGUUCAAACAAGAGUGUUUUUCCUGUUUUAAGCACACGUGGACAAACUAAGUCUUUAGUCUCCCGUAGCAUGGUUGGAUCAAAGUUUACAUCACGGAGGAAAAGUGAGAGUUCCGAUGAAGAUAAAUCAUUAUUUACAUUUAUAGAUGACACUAAGAAAUCAACCGCAAGACGGAGAAACGACUCGGAUGAUGAAGGAAGUGCGAUGUUCACAUUUGUGGAUGAAGCUCAAAACAGUUUUUCAGCUAGCCGUAAGAGGGCUGUUAGAAACAAUAGUGAUAGUGAUGACGAUAAUGAUGCAGCAUCAAAGUUUGUGUUUGUUGAAGAUCCAAGUACAAAAUUCGCUGAAAAAUAUUUUCCAGACAAAACCUGGUCCAGCAACAAAAGAACUAUAAAUGCUGUAAAUGGUCAUGAUGGUUCCAUCGAUGAACCUCCAUCCAAGAGACCCUCUGUAGAAUCAAGCAGGGUAACGACAAACCACGUUGUGUUUCUUCACGAUUUUAUAUCUGCCGUGAAGAUUGAGGACGAGGAUCCAAGAAGGAAAGAGUAUGCAUCAAAGUUACCCGAUUAUGUUCUGGGCAUGAACAACACGGUUGAUAUCACCGUGGGUUCAUUUCUCGCCACAAAUAAAGCUGAUAAAGAAAACUCAGUUAACAUGAAAAAUACAUCGGCUGAAAAGAACUUCAAAAAAUUUAGAAAGGUGGAUCCUAUCAGGAGGACCAUUGUGCCAACCAUCAUCGGGGGCAACGACCUGGUGAUUGCCGGAUCUCAGCGCCCGGCUGUCAAUGGCGACGCUGCAGGACCGGACGACAGACUCGAGAGCACGCUUCACUUUGUGGACGAUUAGUGGUUCGUAGUCGCGUGUCUUUCAUGAAGACGACUGCCACAAGGGUGUGGCACACCCCUGUUUUUGCAUAUUGUUUGUGAAAACCUCCUGAAGGUAACAGUACACAAACUCUAAUAAGUACUUUUAAAAAAUCUAAUGUAAUUUUUUUUUUUUUUUUUUUUUUUUUUAACUCAUGCAAAAAUGUUGUUUUUAACUACAAAUACAAUAAACAAGCUAUGUAAAAAAAUAACAUUCUUAGAAAUUUUAAUUUAUGUGAAGUAUAAAUUGUUUUUAAAUUUGUAUUUAUAAUUCUUAUUGUUUUCUGUUCACAUAUUUCUGUCAAGUUGUUUUUUUUUUUUUAUAUAGCACUUGUGAAUAUGGAAUAUGUUUAUAGAUAUUUUUAUUUUAAUUGUGUUUUAUAUAUAUUAAGUAUUUACAGAUUUCUUAGACUUUCUCAUUUACAAAUUUGUCUUCUUUACUCAAUAUGAUAAAUUAGUAUGAAUUAUAAAUGCAUAUUAUUUGCAUGCAUAUUCUAGCUAUGUAAAUGUACCAAACCUCUGUUGUAAAUUUAUAAUAAAAAAAUAUAUUUUUUUAGAAUUUGCA